Pyrenophora tritici-repentis Pt-1C-BFP is the source of this 1905-nucleotide messenger RNA. Its product is annotated as BglX, Beta-glucosidase-related glycosidase. Gene Ontology annotation, biological process: glucan catabolic process. The record is from RefSeq and is a predicted model, not a curated record. Lineage: Eukaryota; Fungi; Ascomycota; Dothideomycetes; Pleosporales; Pleosporaceae. Gene Ontology annotation, molecular function: beta-glucosidase activity.
AUGGUUGCUCAGCAUCGAAGUCAGCGCAAGAUGAACACCUUCACAACACUUCUCUUUGCGGCGACAGCAAUGUCAACGGCUAUCCGUAUGCCAAACACAGCAGGAGCAAGAUAUCCCAGAAUGACGUCACGGUCCACGGAAAUGGACUCUGCACCGUAUCGGGAUGCCUCACUUCCCGUGGAUGAGCGAGUGGAUGACCUCGUCAAGCGGAUGAACCUUGAGGAGAAGGCCGGGCAACUCUUCCAUCAGAUCAUCAACCAAGGCACAAACGGUUCUCUCGCCAAUGGCACCGAUCUUUCCGUGAGCGGCAAGUUUAUGACACACUUCAACUUGCACGGCCCGAUUUCCGACGUACGGGCAACAGUCCAAUGGUACAACAACUUGCAGCAGAUGGCACUAGACACCCGGCUCGGCAUACCAGUUACCAUCUCAUCGGAUCCUCGACAUGCCUUCACAAACGCCGUUGGCAGUCAAAUCGCAGCAACCAAGUUCUCACAAUGGCCUGAGAGCCUGGGUUUGGCAGCGAUACGGGACGCCGAUCUCAUUCACACUUUCGCAGACAUUGCUCGACAAGAAUACAAAGCCGUCGGCAUCCGAUCAGCGCUGCACCCUCAGAUUGACGUAGCCACUGAGCCCCGGUGGUCCAGGAUAGGCGGCACCAUGGGCGAGAACGCUACCUUGACUGCCGAGCUAGUCGUUGCAUACCUCAAUGGUUUCACUGGUCCUAAUGGUUUCGGCAAGGACUCCAUCACCACAGUUUCCAAGCAUUUCCCUGGCAGUGGCCCCGUAGAAGGUGGCGAAGACAGCCAUUUUGUAUACGGCAAGAACGCCACAUACCCUGGUAAUAACAUGGAGCACCAUCUUAUUCCCUUCAGAGCUGCCAUCAAGGCGGGAACAAGACAGAUCAUGCCCUACUACUCGCGCCCCAUGGGCACAAAGUACGAAGAAGUCGCUGCAGGCAUGAACAAGGGUAUCGUCACGGACCUACUUCGCGGAGAGCUUGGAUUCGAUGGCAUUGUAGUCAGCGACUGGGGCCUCAUCACCGAUGGCAACAUCGCAGGUCAAGACAUGCCAGCUCGUGCCUGGAGCGCCGAGAACCUCACCGAGCUGGAGCGCGCGGAAAAGAUUCUAAACGCAGGCACUGACCAGAUGGGUGGUGAAGAGCGAACAGACUUGAUCCUGGAGUUGGUAGAGAAGGGCAUUGUGAGUGAAGAACGCAUCGACGGAUCGCUCCGUCGUUUGCUCCGCGAAAAGUUCAUCCUCGGUCUCUUCGACAACCCAUUCCUUGACGCCGAAGAAGCUGAAGCGUCGGUUGGUCGAGAAGAGUGGUUGGCCGUUGGAUACGAAGCCCAACGCCGAUCCUUCACCCUCCUCACCAACAAAGACAACACCCUCCCACUGGACGCUUCCGACUGCAAGAAGGCAAAGUUCUAUGUCGAAGGUGUGAACAGCACUUUCUUGGAAGCACGAGACCUACAAGUCGUAGCCACUCCAGAAGAAGCAGACUACGCCUUCCUGCGCCUCGCUGCCCCCUAUGAGCCUCGCCCAGGUGGGUUUGAGGCAAACUACCACGCUGGCUCUCUUGAGUAUAAUGCUACCGAGAAGGCGCGUCAAGCUGCCAUCUACGCUGCUGUACCUACCAUUGUAGACAUGUACCUUGACCGCCCCGGCGCUUUCCCCGAAAUUGUGGAGAACGCAAAGGCACUUAUGGUCAACUUUGGAGCUAGCCCUGAUGCUUUCCUCGACGUUAUGUUUGGUGUUGAUGGGAAGGGGCCUGAAGGUAUGCUGCCAUUUGACUUGCCAAGGAGCGAUGAGGCUGUUGCAUCCAAUAAGGAGGAUGUGCCGUUCGAUACUGUGGACCCAGUGUUCAGGUUUGGCCACGGGCUGAGGUACGAGAGUUGUUAG